Molecule: messenger RNA, 1699 nt
Organism: Pezoporus flaviventris
Lineage: Eukaryota; Metazoa; Chordata; Aves; Psittaciformes; Psittacidae
Gene: MAFG
Product: MAF bZIP transcription factor G
Exons: 3
Coding region: 192-680 (162 amino acids)
Biological process (GO): regulation of transcription by RNA polymerase II; regulation of epidermal cell differentiation
Cellular component (GO): nucleus
Molecular function (GO): DNA-binding transcription factor activity, RNA polymerase II-specific; RNA polymerase II cis-regulatory region sequence-specific DNA binding
Source: RefSeq, a predicted model, not a curated record
GGCGGCCCGGGCCCGCCUCUCCCGCGCCCGCUGCUCCUCCGGCCUCUCAGCUCCCCCACUCCGGGCGGCGGCUCUCGGCGGGUCCCGGGCGGGGCUUCCUCAGUGACCGGCUUCCUUCGCCGGCCGCGCCGCUGGCUUCCCUCUCGUUGGGUGCGCCUCUGGGAGCACCUGCUUGACAAGGCUGUCGUGUUAUGACGACCCCCAACAAAGGAAACAAGGCCUUGAAGGUGAAGCGGGAGCCAGGUGAGAAUGGGACCAGCUUGACAGAUGAGGAGCUGGUGACCAUGUCUGUGCGGGAGCUGAAUCAGCAUCUGCGGGGCCUGUCGAAGGAGGAGAUCAUCCAGCUGAAGCAGCGCCGGCGCACGCUGAAGAACCGGGGCUACGCGGCCAGCUGCAGAGUCAAGCGUGUUACCCAGAAGGAGGAACUGGAGAAGCAGAAGGCAGAGCUGCAGCAAGAAGUGGAGAAGCUGGCAUCAGAGAACGCCAGCAUGAAAAUGGAACUCGAUGCUCUCCGCUCCAAAUAUGAGGCUCUCCAGAACUUCGCCAGAACCGUGGCCCGGAGCCCUGUGACCCCUGCACGGGGGCCUCUCACCUCCAGUAUGGGUCCCCUCAUCCCUGGCAAGGUCGCUACUACCAGUGUCAUCACGAUAGUGAAAUCCAAAACGGACGCCCGGUCUUAGUGAAGCGAGAGUUGCCUCAGCUUGUCUGUGCAGGGCAGUUAGGCACAAAACCAGCCUGGAACCCCCAAAGCACAAACCCUCCUCAGAUGGGUCCGGGUUCCUUCUACUUGGCGCAGGACUGGCCUGCUGAUCACUCCAGUUUUGUUUUGUUGUGUCCAGAUUGGUAUGAGCAGUGGUGAUGCGUCCCUUGUCCUGUGCAGACAGAGCCUCCCGCCCAGUGAUCUGCAGCCCUCGGGCGCCCUUGGGACAAGCUGCGAGAUCUUGGGUUUGUAGCCAAGGAACGUCUGUGCAGUGUGGCUGAGGGCAGGCGACGGGAGGGCUGGGGAAGGUCUGGAGGGAGGCUUUCUUCCCAGGGCUGGGAACCCUAGUUUUCAGUCACUUCCAAAGGUUUUAUUUCAUUACUCUUCCUGGUGGUGCAUCUCGGUGCCUGACUGCCAGGCACCUGAACCUGCUGCUUUUGUCUCAUUUGGUACCUGUAGUUGCCGUUGGGGUGUUCUGUGUAAUAGGUUUGUAUUGUUUUCUUGGUGUGCCUCUGUGCCCUGACAGUGGGUUUCCCCUCAGAUGUCCGUGGCGUUAGCUGUGUGAACUAGCAGUGGUGGACAGAAGGAUGCUGCUGUGCCCCUGCCUCUGCCCCAGCGCUGGGCCAGAGCACCCCAAGGGAGGGAGGGAGGGAAGGUACCAUGUUGACUGCAGGCCGGUUUUGUGCCUAAUGUCUUGCACUGAACAAGACCAAACUCAAUAGUUGUUCCCGUGUUUUGAGGGUAUCAAGUGUCUCUAGUGUGAUGGUUUACACGACCAGUUUAUGUGGUUAAAUAGCCCUUUAUUUAAAGAGAGAAAGAUCAUUUUAAGAGUUAUUAAAUUAUCUAAGUUUAAAAUUAAAAUCAGACAGAAAAGAGAGCGUAUUUAUAGUCAGCUUUUUUAUCUGAGAGGGUGAGAAUAUUUGACCAUCUGAAUGGGGAAAUAUUCUCGGAGACUUUGCUAGUAAAAAGUUAAUAAAUAAUUUUAAAGUUUCUCAUGAA